AUGAGCAACGAUAUGCGCCAAGCCCCAGGGGCCGGUAGCGGGUCGAAACGGCGAUUGACCGACACCGACGAAGAUGCCAGACGCAUGCCUGUUGACGACAAUUCCACACAAUCUAAGCGGCAGCGAGUGUCGCGUGCCUGCGACAGCUGUCGCUCCAAGAAGGAUAAAUGCGAUGGGGUGCAGCCGGUCUGCUCGACUUGCGCAUCAUUAUGUCGACCUUGCACUUAUAAGACCAACCCCAAGAAGCGAGGCUUGCCGACCGGAUACAUUCGCACGUUGGAGUUGCUGUGGGGACUUGUCUUUUGUAAGAUAAAGGGGAGCGAGGAGGUGGUCCGCGCCUUGCUCAGGGCAGCCAAUAUGCCGAGUCACCUGGCUACUAUGGGCAAAGAGGCGGAGGGUUCCGAUGAUCUUGUUUCAUCCUGGAAGAAUAGCGCCGUCCUCAAGGACAUAGAGCGCAUGUUGACUUUAUUGGACCAGCCGGAGGAGGAACAGGACAAGGCCAUUCGAGGGCCCGGGGAGACGGAUUCUCCGGAAGCUGGGGGGAGCAGUAUACUCUCCUCGGACACGCUCGAGUGGCAGCUACCUGAAGGUGCCACGGAUGCACGCCAAUCACAGACUGCUGGUCUAUCUCCUUCCGAAAUGCCGUCACAUGGAGCCAAUCCCAGACAUCUACCGCUUCGUACUACAAAAGACAGCAGCACUCAGACAGUCCUCCGUUCAGAUACCAUUGGCACCUCUACAGGGAGCGUUCUGUCGCAGCCUUUUGUACAAUCACAAUCUUCAACCCUCCCUCGACUUCCCUCCAAUGUGUGGACGCUGCUUGAUGUCUACUUUUCUUACACACAGUGUUGGUUUCCCAUUCUCGAGAAGCAUGAUAUACUUCGAACGGCAUUCCGUCAGUCUGAAGAUAAUGCGCAAAUUUCGCCUCGGACGACAGGGUCCGGGGACUGCGCUGCCCUUUGGGCGGUUUUGACUCUAGCAUCCAUGCAAGAGAGGUCGAUCGCGGCCACACGUCAGAUGGGAGCUUCUCCAAACCGGCCACGCUCUAAUCAGCUAUACGCCACGGCAAGAGCAUUGAUACCCGCCGAGAAGGGCAUUCACGAAAUUGGGCAUGUGCAGGCUCUGCUGAUUCUGUCCUUGGUUAGACUCGGACAACAGGAAUGGAAAGCUGCGUGGGUGCUGGUAGGGCAAGCAGUUCGAAUUGCACGGUGGCUGGGUUUGGGUUCUCCACUGACUGGCAUGACUGGAAAUGAGAAGGGCUCGACACGGUCAAAACACGUCUUUUUAGGCUGUUUCGUACUGGAGACGCUGGUAGCCAUCAAGACUGGUCAGGUACCAUCGCUACGCAAAGAAGAUCUCGUGAAAACCGGCCCGAUCAAUGAGGAUGGUCUGGAGGAAUGGCAUCCUUGGGAAGAUCAGACCGGCCUGCGACCCCCAGAAUCGUCGCGUGGUCCUUCUCACCGUGGACCCCUUCAUGCCCUCAGCACAUUCAACCGGCUGAUCUCUUUGAUGUGCAUCUUGAACGAGGCUUGUUGCACAAAGCAAUUGGAGAACAAUCCGGCACCACAACUCGAGGCGCUGGAACGACAGUUACAACAUUGGGUGUCGGCCCUCCCUAAAAGCUACCGGGUCGACUUGCAAAGUCCUACAAGGCUUGCCUCGCCUCACAUAUUUGGACUGGAAAUGAUGUUUGAAAGUAGCGUCACCGCUUUAUCUUUGGAUACUCUACGCCAGAGUGAUAAACACAUGUCAGACACGAGAAAGAAUCGUGCGAUUGAGAGCUUAAAGAGGCUCCUGCUGCUGUUGCAAAAGUACAUGGAAACUUAUAGCCUGGCGGCGACAAGUCCAAUCUUUGGAAUGCUUUUGACGUUUGGUAUCUCCCCAGGGGAGGGACAGGGCGCACCGGGGGUGUUCGAACUUGAUCUUGGCCUCAAGAACAAACUUGAAGCGUAUUCCUCGCACCUUUCUACGGUAUGGUUGCAAGACAGCGAUGGAGAGGGAGCUGGUCUCUCACUGAGAGCGGAAGAUGCAUUCGUGCCGACGCCAGCGGACCGGUUAAGUCAUGUACAUCACGUUGAUGCAUCUGCUCGACAUCUGUCAUCGGACAGUAUGACCGGCCAUACUGCCUUGCAGCCAUUGCACGGUAGUGGACAACAAGAGAUGCGAGCUAUAUUCUCUACACCGGACUCGUUCUUGACAAGCCCCUGGACAAGGACGCCGAAUGAAGACAACGUUGCUCUGUCUCUACCGACACCUUCGGCCAGGGGAGCCGCCGGACAUUCGAACCAUGCUUCCCAGCUACAGAACUCCACUACCCUGAGACCUCACUCCUUGAACUCCUCCGCUCCGAAACUCAUCAAUGACCGAAGUACAAUACCCGACAUACCAUCGCCCUUUCCCGUAAACACGCCCCAGUACCAGCAGACAUAUAGCGAUCCGAAUCUGCACCUCGGGACAUUUAUUGAUAUUGAAGGAUAUGCAUCAUUACGCCGACCGCGAAUCGCGCCUGACCUUGAUGCAUUAUUUGACGAGCUGGCCUCGUUGGACGGUACCGAGAAGGGUGACAAUCAGCCCGAGUUUAUGCAGAACCUGGGGUUUGUCCCUGAUGCCGGGCUUUCGGAUCUAUACUCGUACUCCAGUCAAGAGCCUUUUCUUCUGGCACAGACGCAGCAACUUUCCGAGGGUUCUGCGGUCAUACACCGAGAACGACAGCCGAAACGAUGA
Molecule: messenger RNA, 2724 nt
Organism: Aspergillus novofumigatus IBT 16806
Lineage: Eukaryota; Fungi; Ascomycota; Eurotiomycetes; Eurotiales; Aspergillaceae
Product: putative C6 transcription factor QutA
Exons: 2
Coding region: 1-2724 (907 amino acids)
Biological process (GO): DNA-templated transcription; positive regulation of transcription by RNA polymerase II
Molecular function (GO): zinc ion binding; DNA-binding transcription factor activity, RNA polymerase II-specific; DNA binding
Source: RefSeq, a predicted model, not a curated record